Chara braunii is the source of this 939-nucleotide messenger RNA. The record is from the annotation of a GenBank genome assembly. Lineage: Eukaryota; Viridiplantae; Streptophyta; Charophyceae; Charales; Characeae.
CUUAGAUUGAGUCAGUAGGUGAGUCAGUCGGGGGGAGUAGAGUCUACGUGGGGAGGAGUGGAACCGUUGUCUGGUUGUGCACCUUCCACCAUGGUUGACACCCGUACAGGGAAGAGUACUGCCCCCUCCGAGGCUGAGCAAGCCCGGAUUGCCGCCCUUCUGAAAAAAAAGAGAGAAAAGAAAGAGAAGAGGGAACCCCUGAAACAGGCGAAGUUAAAGGCCAUUGAGGAGGAGGAGGCGACAAAGAAGCAAAGAUUGGAGGAGGAGAUGAUGAGAUUUCAAAGGGAGAAACUGAUGUUGAUAGAGAGGGAGAAAGAAGAAAGAAGAAAGGCUGCAGAGGAAGAGGCAGAAAGAGAGGAGGAAGAAGAAAAGGAAGAGCCCCUUGAGAGAAGAGGCAGAGAGGAGAGAGGGGAAGUCAGUGGCACGAAGGAAGAUGACGGAUGGAGGGAGAAAAAGAUCAGCGAAUGGGUGGCUAACUUAUCGUUAGGAGAAGAUGAAGAGGCACUAUUGUAUGUGCCGCAGGAGGAGAAGGAGGCGUUUGCCCAGACAUUGGAGAUGAUACACGAUCAUGUGGAACGCCAGGAGGCAGAAAAUGAGAAGAAGCUGGAGCGGAAGCUGAAAUUGAUGAGGGAGAGGAAGAGAAGGAGGGAGGAAGCCAGUCGAAUAGCCGGUGAGGUUGAGCGUGUGCGAACCAGAAGGCAAGAGAUGCAGGCCCAAACAAAGGUCUCAGCCAAGUUGGAUAAGAUGAUGGGCUUUCUGGAGAUCUUGAGCGAGGCCUGGCUAGAAGAGCACCAGGCCCGUAAGGGCCAAGAUGUGAUUCUACAAGCGAUGCGAUCUGGGUUUAGGGAGUUUGCGGGUGACGUGGUGGGCCACGUCGGGUCUGAGAUUAGAAGACUGAAGGACGACGUCAAGUAAUUCUGCGCCGGAGCCAUCGAGACC